CCCCCCCCCCCCCCCCCGCCUCGCUUCCCCACCUCCCAGCUUGUGUGUGUGGGCUAGGCUCGCCGCGGGCUCCCGGCUCGGCCGCUCUCGCUCGGUCGUGCGCCCCGGGCUUUUGUGGCGGAGCAGUCCCCGGCUUUGUGUCCCGACUUCCGCGCGGCCCCGCGGCGCUGCUCCCGGCACCGGAUCCCUCCUCCCCCGCCCCGGACAGCAGCGAGAGCUAGCGAGCGAGCGCGCCGGCGUGAGCGACGACCGAGGGGCCGCGGAGAGGGGGGGGACCGAGCCGCCGUAGCCGAAGAUGCCGGAGUUCCUGGAGGACCCCUCGGUCCUGACCAAAGACAAGUUGAAGAGCGAGUUGGUGGCCAACAACGUGACGCUCCCGGCCGGCGAGCAGCGCAAGGACGUGUACGUGCAGCUCUACCUGCAGCACCUCACGGCGCGCAACCGGCCGCCGCUCGGCGCGGGCGCCAACAGCAAGGGGCCCCCCGACUUCUCCAGCGACGAGGAGCGCGAGCCCACCCCGGUGCUCGGCUCCGGGACGGUCGCGGGUCGCGGCCGCGCCGCUGUCGGCAGGAAAGCCACAAAAAAAACUGAUAAGCCCAGACUUGAAGAUAAAGAUGACCUAGAUGUGACCGAGCUCUCUAAUGAAGACCUUCUGGAUCAGCUUGUGAGAUACGGGAUAAAUCCUGGUCCCAUUGUGGGGACAACCAGGAAGCUGUAUGAGAAAAAGCUGUUGAAACUGAGGGAGCAGGGGGCAGAAUCACGAUCUUCUACUCCUCUACCAACAGUCUCUUCUUCAGCAGAAAAUUCAAGACAGAACGGAAGUAACGACUCUGACAGAUACAGCGACAAUGAGGAAGGAAAGAAGAAAGAACACAAGAAAGCGAAGUCCACUAGGGAUUUUGUUCCUUUUUCUGAACUUGCAUCCGCUCCCUCUGGUGGAUUUUUUCAGGGUAUUUCUUUUCCUGAAAUCUCCACCCGUCCUCCUCUGGGCAGGACUGAACUGCAGGCAGCUAAGAAAGUGCACUCUGCUAAGGGUGCUGAGCCAGCCUUGCUGGGGCAGGGGCAGACAUCCAUUCCUUCAGAAUCUAGCUAUGAUAGAUGCGUAGAGAAAAGUUCUCCGUCAUCUUUUCAGCGUGAAUUCGCUGCCAGGUUGGCCUCUGUGGCCGCUUCUCCUUCACUGAUAAGAGAGACCACUACUAGCUACUGUAAAGACACAGUAGAAAGCAUUCACCGUGGAGAGAGGCGUAGAGCCCAGCCGGCGUGCACUGCGGGGUCUGAGCAGUCAGUUCUCUGUAGUGAAAGGGAAGUGCUGCAAGAGUCAGAGAGAUCCCAAGUCAUUUCCCCACCGCUUGCCCGUGCAAUCAGAGACUAUGUCAAUUCUCUGCUAGUCCAGGGUGGGGUCGGCAGUUUGCCUGGGGCUUCUAAUUCUGCCCCCAUACUGGAUAUAGAAAACAUAUGUAAGAGACUCAGCCAGUCUGGCGGUGAAGAGUCUGGAUCCCUGUCUCCUCCCCACAAAGUCCCUAAACUCAGUGAGACCCCUGUAAAAGAAGGGAAUUCAGGGUCACGUGUGGCGUCUCAGGACAAACCUGAAUCUGAACAUAUGUCUGCUUUUGCCAAAAGUGUUGUCUCUCGUUCCCUUACUACCUUAGGAAUAGAUAAAAUAGAUGCCUCAGACCCGUCUUUUCCUCUGCACGAGUCUAUUUUGAAAGUAAUCGAAGAGGAGUGGCAGCAAAUUGACAGGCAGCUGCCAUCAUUGGCAUGCAGAUAUCCAGUUUCUCCCAGCGAGGCAACACAGAUACUGUCCGUCCCAGCAGUAGAUGAUGAAAUCGUGGGGCUCGUUUCAGAAACUACCCCAGGAGCAGCAAGUCAGGCGUCCUCCGUUGAGUCUUGUGAUAAACAUGUGGACUUGGCUCUCUGCAGAUCCUACGAGGCUGCAGCAUCCACAGUGCAGAUUGCCGCCCACACUGCCUUUGUAGCUAAGUCUCUGCAAGCCGACCUGAGCCAGGCGGCACAGCUUAUUAGUUCAGACCCGAGUCAUCCACACCUAGCACUUGAGAUUCUGAGCAGAGCCUACGAUGCAGCUUCAUAUCUCUGUGAUGCUGCGUUUGAUGGAGUGAGGGCGUCUGCCCAUGCCAUGGGGUCUUCUACUCUGGGCCGGCGGCAUCUGUGGUUGAAGGACUGUAAGAUUAACCCAGCUUCUAAGAAUAAGUUGACUGCUGCCCCCUUUAAAGGUGGGACAUUAUUCAGAGGGGAAGUACACAAAGUUAUUAAAAAGCGUGGAAAGAAACAGUAAUAAAGAACAGAGACACAAGCUUUGACUUGUAGAAUUUAUGAGCUUCUAGGAAUUUUCUUUUGAGGCCUUUUAGUUGCAACAGAGCUGAUUUCAAGUGCUAAGCUCCCACUCAUCAAAGCAUAGUCUGACAGCACAUCCAGAAGCCUAGUAGAGUUUACCUAACACUUCCACACACGUCUUACACUGUUUCCUCCUGGUUAGUUUAUAGCUCUGGAUUUAAAAAAGAGUUCCAGCAGCCAAAAUAUCAGUAGAAGCCUCACUUUUUUGUUGACAGCUCUCUCUAGCCCUGGAUGUCCUGGAACUCAGAGAGAUCCCUGCCUUUGCGUCCUGAGUGCUAGGAUUAAAGGCGUGUGCCACCACUGCCCGCAGCCUCGCUUUUUUUCCUUCUUUUUAGCAGUAUCAUUCACAUGCAUGCCCUUGAGCCUAGAUCAGAGUUAAACAUUGUUAAUCACUUGAAAUACUGUUCUUUUUUUUCUUCUCAAAGGAAUUUAUUUUGCACACUCUAGUGUGCAGGAAUGCCGAGUCUCACAGCAGUGAUAGGCUCGCGCCCUGUGAUUUCUGUCUGCUCUGCUCUCUUCUGCUUGUUUUCAUCACACACAUCUCUUGCCGGCCACUUCUGUAGCAGAACUCUUUUUGUCACUCUUGGCUAACUAGAUACAUGUUCUAAAAUUUGUCUGCAUUCUUGUUCGCGCUUUUGUUUACAGCACACUUCACGAUAAUGCUAGAUCAUUGUAACUCUUUGAGUGCCAGUGUACAGACUCGCUAAUUCAGACACUGCAAGAAAGGAAGGGAAAGGGUGAUGAGAGUUUAAAUCUAGAGAUACUUCGUAGGAGAACAAUACGAGAUAUGUGUACACACAUGCUCACGGGUGUGCUUAUUUUUUUAGUAAGCUAAUUUUAAAAAGCAGUAUCCAGUUGUGCAUUCAGAUAGAGGAGGUAGCUGGCGGUUCACGGGUCACACGAGCGUGAGGACGACACUUUGAGGGACGCACUAUGGGUGGCAAGAAGAAGAUAGUCUGUUCACUUAGCAUGACUUGUUAGAUGAGUAAGACACUACAAAGACAGGGCCCUUUUACUUACAUGGACUUAAAAGGGGUGUGUUGUAUGUCCUGGGUAGUUAAAUUUCAGAUCUGAAUGCCAAAAUUAGCAAAUUUAAAUUAUUUUCUAAAAACCUAUACUCCAAUGUCUAUGUCUGUAUGAAGCAAUGUAUUACCCUGUUUUCAUUUGUAUGGUGGUAAGGUAAGGGAGCUUGACUAGAGAGACAUGGCGAGUAGUCUGAGCGUGUACAUGUCUACUCCUAUUGUGUUCUUAGACUCCACAUUCCAUCUCUGCAGCUGUGGUAUUUGUCUUCUGAAAUGUACAUGUGUACAUGUACCUGUUAAGUACUGUGUGAUUUCUCUAAAGCAAUGUAUUCCUGUAGAAUGCUUCGACAAAUUCAAUAAAGUUGUUAAAUUUGAACAGUU
Molecule: messenger RNA, 3755 nt
Organism: Alexandromys fortis (reed vole)
Lineage: Eukaryota; Metazoa; Chordata; Mammalia; Rodentia; Cricetidae
Gene: Tmpo
Product: thymopoietin
Exons: 4
Coding region: 296-2293 (665 amino acids)
Molecular function (GO): DNA binding
Source: RefSeq, a predicted model, not a curated record